This is a messenger RNA of Mesocestoides corti, 729 nucleotides long. The record is from the annotation of a GenBank genome assembly. NCBI's taxonomy places the organism in Eukaryota, Metazoa, Platyhelminthes, Cestoda, Cyclophyllidea, Mesocestoididae.
AUGCAGACCUUUCUAUUUCACCUCACAACUGAAUGUGCUGUUUUAAUUAUUAACAGUGAAAACAUGCCAGAACAGCCCAACGACUAUCGAGUUGCAGUGUUUGGCGCGAGCGGAGUGGGGAAAAGCUCGCUUGUUCUUCGUUUCGUAAAGGACACAUUCAGGGAGGCCUACGUUCCUACGAUAGAAGACACCUUUCGCCAAGUCAUUAGCUGUAAUAAGCAGGUAUGCACCCUGCAGAUCACAGACACCACAGGCAGCCACCAAUUUCCAGCAAUGCAACGUCUUAGCAUCUCUAAAGGUCACGCCUUCAUGCUGAUCUACUCCAUAACCAGUCGUGCUUCCCUCGAUGAGCUAGAGCCCAUCUACGAGGAGCUGUUGCGGAUCAAGGGUGCCGCAGACAUGCAAGUGAUCCCCAUCAUGCUGGUAGGCAACAAAUCAGACGAGGCCGAGGACUCACGUGAAGUCUCCACAGCGGAGGGUGAGGCGUUGGCUCGAAAAUGGAAGUGCGGUUUUAUGGAGACCUCAGCAAAGGAAAAUGUUAACGUGAAAGAAGUCUUCCAAGAGUUGCUUCGCAUGGAAACGCGGCAGAACAUGACUCUCGUUGGCGACACCACGGAUUCUAAGGGCUUCCUAUCGUGUUUUCGUUUCCUACGAUGCAACAGCAACCGAAGACGGGAUCGUGGUGGCAAAGGCGAAACUGAGGCCAUUUCAGCUGCCCAAAGCAGCUGA